UUUCUUUUUCUUUUUUCUUUCUUUCUUUCAGAACAAUUAUCUUUUAAUUUUUGCUGUUUCUAGAUAAUUAUGUCUAUACCUACAAUGACACACGUAACACCGUUUGUUACGUAUGGGAAACCUACAAAAGUGAAACUGGUGUUAUUAGGUGAAUCUGCGGUUGGUAAAUCCAGCCUAGUAUUAAGAUUUGUUCAUAAGCAUUAUACUGAGAAUCGCAACGCAACGAUAGGAGCGGCAUUUUUAAGCCAAAAAUGUCAACUGGAAGAUCGAGUGAUUAAAUUCGAGAUAUGGGACACAGCAGGUCAAGAGAGAUUCCAUUCAUUAGCUCCCAUGUAUUAUCGUAACGCUCAAUCAGCAAUUGUUGUUUAUGAUUUAACACAAUAUGCUUCCUAUGACAGAGCGAAACAAUGGGUGCAAGAAUUGCAUAAACAAGCAGGUCAAAAUAUCGUGAUUGCACUAGUAGGUAAUAAAUUGGAUUUGGCAGAGAGUAGACAGGUAUCCACUGAAGAAGCUACAAACUAUGCUGCUUCGCAUAAUUUAUUAUUCCAUGAAACAAGUGCCAAAGAUGCCAUUCAUGUAGAUGACUUAUUUAAAUCCAUUGGCCGUCGUAUACCAUUAUCGCCAGUUCAUGUUAUAGAGGAAGUGCCCAAAAUUGCUCCUAUUGAUCUAAACCAAGCCAUUGACAAAAAGAGCAAGGCCUGUGCUUGUUGAGAUACGUCACACAAACACACACAUAGUUUUUUCCAUAUCUUUUUAUUCCCCAUUCAUUCUUUUUUUUUUUUCUUUUCACU
Molecule: messenger RNA, 791 nt
Organism: Mucor mucedo
Lineage: Eukaryota; Fungi; Mucoromycota; Mucoromycetes; Mucorales; Mucoraceae
Product: ras family-domain-containing protein
Exons: 5
Coding region: 70-711 (213 amino acids)
Molecular function (GO): GTP binding; GTPase activity
Source: RefSeq, a predicted model, not a curated record